UCUAGGCGUUCACCACCAUGUAUAACAUGAUCCCCGCCCUGCUAGUUCUCGCCGGACUCAUCACCGGGGUGCGUGCGGCAGCACCUCCUCCGGUGCCGGUGCCGGUGCCGCCGAAGGUUCCCGCAGCUCCCCCGGCUGCUGCCGGGCCGCUCAAGUACCCCGCAAUCCUUGCUUUCGGUGACUCGAUUAUAGACACAGGUAACAACAACUAUAUCAGGACAAUCGUUAGGGCCAACUUCCCGCCCUACGGCAGGGACUUCCCCGGUCACAAGGCCACCGGCCGGUUCUCGGACGGUAGGAUCAGUGUUGACUUCCUAGCGGCGGCACUUGGUGUGAAGGAGAAUGUCCCGCCGUACCUGAAGAAGGACCUCACCCUCGACGACCUCAAGACCGGUGUCAGCUUCGCAUCGGCCGGGAGCGGCUACGAUAACGCCACCUGCAGGACCAUGUCGGCGCUGACGAUGGAGCAGCAGCUGAAGAUGUUCCUGGAGUACAAGGCCAAGGUGGGGACUAUCCCGAACCAGGCCCUCUACCUCCUCGUGUGGGGCAGCAACGACGUCGUGGAGCACUUCACCUUCGGAGACCCCAUGUCGGUGGAGCAGUACAGCGACUUGAUGUCCCAGCGUGCCAUCACCUUCAUCCAGACACUCAUCAGCCUCGGCGCCAAGAGGAUCGCCCUGACGGGGGCGCCGCCAGUCGGCUGCGUGCCGUCGCAGCGCAUUCUCUCUGGCGGGAUCCGGCGGCAGUGCUCCCCGGAUCGUAACCAGCUAGCGAGCAUGUUCAACAACAAGAUCAAGGGCAAGAUGGCCACGCUCGGCGCCAAGCUCCCUGGCGUCACGCUCACAUUCAUCGACCUCUACGCCAUCUUUGAGGACGUGAUCCACCGGCACGAGGCGCUCGGGUUCAAGAAUGCCAGGGACUCGUGCUGCGGUUUCAUUGGGCUGGCGGUGGCCGUGCUCUGCAACUUCGCCAGCCCGGUCUGCGCCGAACCCGCCAAAUACGUCUUCUGGGACAGCUACCACCCCAGCUCCAGUGCCUACAAGGUCAUCAUCGACUUGGUCGUCGAAAAAUACUUCAGAUAGAAUGAACUAGCAGCUAACUAUGAGUGGUAGAGGACCAAGGGGGAAAGGAGGAAAAAUAAAAGGAAGAACGCAGGAUUUUGACCAACAAUCAGUAAGGGGUUGACACGUGUCGCAAAAAUAAAAGGAGGAAAAAUCUGGGACUGACCAACAAUCAGUCCACAGAUUUUGUUUUCAGUUUAGGUCGAAUUUUUUGCCCAAUAAGGGGUUGACACGUGUCGCUGAUAUUUGAGCUGCUGUAUGCAACAAAUUCGACGGAUUCGUUCGAAAGUUGCCUGGACGGCCCGUUUCCAGCGUCCACUUGCCCAUACCUACACAUCCACCCGCCCGCUGGAUUUUGCCACCCCGAACCAGGCUAACGGGCCUGGUUCAUUUUUGGAGGAAAAUAUCCGACCCAGUAACGCUCGCUAUAAAGUUUUUUUUUCUCGAAUACGCUACUAAGAGCGUAUCAUUGCAUUGAUAGAAGGGGUUAGAACAUACAGAGUGGCAUCAUGGUCACGUACACAAUAUGGCAUGCCCACGAUACAAAGGGAGUAUGAGAUGGGUUGCUCAGCCCAGACAACCUAGGCUACGUUGCAGGGAUGAUGUUGUUGAGUCCUUUGACUCCUGCGAGGGACCAGGAGCGGGCAUCGUCCAUGAUCAACGUCAGGAGGGAGGCGGAGGAGGGCGCAAUCUUGUCGAAAAUGGUCGCCAUAAAGUUCUCUCUCUCUCAAAAAAAAUAAGGCCACAAAGUGAACAGCAC
Triticum dicoccoides is the source of this 1821-nucleotide messenger RNA. Its product is annotated as GDSL esterase/lipase EXL3-like. Bases 18 to 1082 code for a protein of 354 amino acids. The record is from RefSeq and is a predicted model, not a curated record. NCBI's taxonomy places the organism in Eukaryota, Viridiplantae, Streptophyta, Magnoliopsida, Poales, Poaceae. Gene Ontology annotation, biological process: lipid metabolic process. Gene Ontology annotation, molecular function: lipase activity. The transcript is spliced from 3 exons.